GACAACCGAAGACGCGCUCUGAUCAGCUGAUAACGAAAACGAGGCAAUCGCAAAGGACAUGCGCAUUUGCACUCAAAAUGAACCAACAUGGCGGAUUCACCUGGCGAGCCACCAUCUAGCGUCUCACAACCUGAACAAGUCUUGGCUCAAAAAAAGAACAAUGAAAGCAGAGACAGGAAGAGCAAUGAGAGAGAAAGAUCCCUUAAUGCAGUGAGCGCCGCGGCGAGAACAAAGCUCUCGCAAUUAAUCCAACUGGCCAGUGAGGCUGAAGAGCAAACUGAUUAUAAGAAAGUUGUGGACACUGUCUUUGACUCGCUUGUUGGCGGUGUUUUCGACCUCGAAGCGCGGUUCAACAUCAAAGAUUCAUCCGAUCUAAUAAUAUUAUUGGAGCUAUUAGAGCACUGCAAUGUAUCCUUGAAGGUUGAAAUUUUGGGAUUGCUCAUUGCAAUCUUAAGAAAGAGCAUUCCUAACUUGCAAGCAGCCACCAAAAUUGGCCUGAUUGAAAGAGUAUUAUGCCGACUUUCACAGGAAAGAGAAGUUGUAGCAGACAAGUUGGUAGAGCUCCUUGGCAUCUUAUCCAGUUACAGUAUCACAGUAAAAGAGUUGAAGACAUUGUUUGCCACUUUGAAAGGAAUAAAUGGCAAAUGGCCCUGCCAUACAGUCAAGUUAUUGACUGUCUUGAAGCUGAUGUUGGAGAAACAUGGUCCAGAUGUUUACUUCAACUUUUCUGGUCAAGAGGGAGGAGCCAUCACUUUGCCACCCAUUUCAAAAUGGCCUCUGCAGUCUGGGUUUACCUUCUCAACAUGGCUGUGUCUUGAUACAUCACACUUGGCAAAUGCAGAAAAGUGUAAACCAUACCUCUACUGUUUUCGAACUGGAAAGGGUGUUGGUUACUCAGCCCAUUUCUCUGGCCCCAUGCUUGUCCUGGAAUGUGCUGUCAAAACUGGAAAACGAGAAAACAAAGUUCUUCAUCAUCUGGUUAAGUUUGAAUUUCACCCUCAAAAGUGGUACAUGGUCACAGUAGUUCACGUGUACAACAGAUUUCAUUCCAGUGAGAUCCGAUGCUUUGUCAAUGGAAAAGUAGUGUCUACUGGGGAAACAACUCUUGUACAUGCUAAUGAGCCAUUUGACAAGUGCUACAUUGGUUCAUCACCCAAGGCUGACGUUGAAACUGUGUUCUGUGGCCAAAUGGCAGCAGUGUAUGUUUUUUCUGAAGCUCUUAAUGCCCAGACUGUUGGUGCCAUACACAGACUGGGGCCUGGUUAUAAGGUGAGAAGCUUUUUGACACCAGCAACUUAUGUCGCUUAUUGAUAAAUAAGUUCAUUGACUGAGUGAGUAAGACUGUUGGCAGUACUGGUAGUAAAAUUGACAUCCCUUCUGGUUAAACUUAAUAUUGAUUAGUAUUUAGCACACAUAUACCACCCCAUAGAUUAUGGUGCUUUUCACAAGUUGCGACUGGUUAACCUAGAGGUGACUUAAGGUU
Orbicella faveolata is the source of this 1483-nucleotide messenger RNA. Its product is annotated as lipopolysaccharide-responsive and beige-like anchor protein. Gene Ontology annotation, cellular component: membrane; cytosol. Gene Ontology annotation, molecular function: protein kinase binding. The record is from RefSeq and is a predicted model, not a curated record. NCBI's taxonomy places the organism in Eukaryota, Metazoa, Cnidaria, Anthozoa, Scleractinia, Merulinidae. Gene Ontology annotation, biological process: intracellular protein localization.